Messenger RNA from Ipomoea nil (Japanese morning glory), 666 nucleotides. RefSeq names its product ATP-dependent DNA helicase PIF1-like. The transcript has a single exon. Bases 1 to 666 code for a protein of 221 amino acids. The record is from RefSeq and is a predicted model, not a curated record. NCBI's taxonomy places the organism in Eukaryota, Viridiplantae, Streptophyta, Magnoliopsida, Solanales, Convolvulaceae.
AUGGAAUCUCUUAAUGGUCGAGCUAUUUUGGCUCCAACUUUGGAUUUAGUGCAUGAAAUCAAUGAUUACAUGAGUGGCUUGAAUCCGACAGCUAUUAGAACUUAUUUCAGUUCUGAUUCUGUUUGUCAAUCAGAUUCUGGUGUCGACACUUUAGCUGGUUUACAUACAACAGAGUUUCUUAACACGUUGAAAUGCUCGGGUAUUCCAAAUCAUUGCCUUAUGUUGAAAGUUGGAUCUCCAGUUAUGUUGUUGCGCAAUAUUGACUACACUCUUGGCUUGUGUAAUGGUAUGCGAUUAGUCAUUACUAAAUUGGGAGAUCAUGUUGUUGAAGCGAAAGUGAUGUCAGGAAGUAGUAUGGGUACACGAGUUUUAAUUCCAAGAUUAUCAUUGACACCGUCUGAUCCUCGAUUGCCAUUUAAGUUCCAAAGGAGGCAAUUUCCUUUAAUGUUGUCAUAUGUAAUGACAAUAAAUAAGAGUCAAGGACAAAGUCUUACAAAUGUUGGCUUACUUCUGAAAAAACCUGUUUUUGUGCAUGGACAAUUGUAUGUGGCUUUGUCUAGAGUUGACAAUCCAAAUAGUCUUAAAGUGGUUGUUUUGAGUGAGAAUGGGGAGUAUUCUUCUUCAACUGUAAAUGUUGUAUAUCACGAGGUUUUUAAAAAUUUGUAA